AAUCCCCUUCCGGAGACGGGAGCGCGUGAAGUCGUGGGCUCUAUCAGGUGCUGAGGAGAAGCUUCGUGCUCAGGGCACCGGCGGGGCUCGGCGCGUGACGGCCGGACUGCUCGAGGGCUCGCGCCAUGCCCCACAGGCGGAAGAAACCCUUCAUAGAGAAGAAGAAAGCUGUCACAUUUCAUUUAGUACACAGAAGUCAGAGGGACCCUUUGACAGCAGAUGACACUGCACCCCAGAGAGUUCUAUUGCCUGCACAGAAGGGAGAUGAAGAAAAAAGGAAGGAAGAACAGAGGAAAUACGGAGUAUUCUUUGAUGAUGACUACGACUACUUGCAACAUCUCAAAGAAGCUUCUGGGCUUUCUGAGCUUAUUCCAUCAAGCAUACCAGAUCAACAAGGCAGAAUUGUAGUGACUGCAGAAGGAGAGGUAGAAGAAGAAAUUCAGAAAAUUCCAGCGCCAACUAUUAACUUGCCCUCAUCAGUGUUUGCUUCAGAAUUCGAAGAGGAUGUGGGACUGUUAAACAAAGCUGCUCCUGUUUCAGGGCCUCGGUUGGAUUUUGACCCAGACAUUGUUGCAGCACUUGAUGAAGAUUUUGAUUUUGACAAUCCAGACAAUCUCCUUGAAGAUGAUUUCAUUUUAAAGGCCAAUCAAUCAGGAAGCACAAAGGAGGAAAAAGAAGCUUGUGGGGAAUCUGAAGAUGAAGAUGAAUGGGAGGAUAUGGAGGAAGAAGACGACGAGGAAGGCAGUCAGAGUGAUGAAGAGUAUGAUUCUGAUGGUCCUUUGUCAGAUGAUACUGAAAGUGGAGGGAAAAUGAAAGAAUUUCUUUUCAUGGAAGAAGAGACCAAGAGUCGUUUCACAGAAUACUCCAUGACCUCUUCAGUAAUGAGAAGGAAUGAACAACUGACCCUUUUAGAUGAAAGAUUUGAAAAGUUCUUCGAGCAGUUUGAUGAUGAUGAAAUUGGAGCUCUGGAUAAUGCCGAAUUAGAAGGUUUCAUUCAAAGUGACAGUGCUCGGUUACAGGAAGUCUUGAAUGACUACUACAGAGAAAAGGCAAAGGAGGCUCAAGGCAGCUUGCAUCAUUCUCCUCCUCCAUCUUAUCCCCACAACAACCACCCUGUGAGCUGUGUGAAACCUGAUGCACUUGUAUUCAAAGAAGAUUCAGAGCUGCUCCUGAAUGAGGAAGGUGAUGGGAGAGAAGAAAUUGUAACUUUGGUUGUUGAAGAACCUAAAGAAAAAUGGGAUUGCGAAUCCAUUCUGAGUACCUAUUCAAACUUAUACAACCAUCCAAAGCUUAUUGAGGUUCCACAGAAGCCCAAACCAGUUGAAGUAUCUAAAAAGACAGGAAUCCCUUUGCAUGUCUUGCCUCAAAGAGGACUUACAGCUAAGCAGGCUGAGCAAAUGCAACUAAUAAAUGACUGUGAUUUGCCAAGAAUAUCCACACAACCACGUUCCAAAAAUGAGACUAAAGAGGAUCGCAAAGCUAGAAAACAAGCCAUCAAAGAAGAAAGAAAAGAACGCAGGAUAGAGAAGAAAGCAAACAAGCUGGCCUUCAAGCAAGAGAAGACAAGGCAAGAGAAAGAACUGUUCAAUCUAAAACAGAACAUUCAAGGGCUCAAGUUGUCAUAAGGAAACAAUUGCUUCAUUUUAAAGGCAUUGAACACCUUACUUAGGAAAGGAUUCUUCUGUGGUAUAUUGGACUGAAGUUUAAAAGUCAUAGCAACAAUCUUUGAAAAAUAAGUAUUUGAUUAAAUGUAAAUUCAUUUUUGGUUAUUAUUAAAAUAAAAUCAUUGUAAUAUUUUUCUCCCUUAAAA
Messenger RNA from Varanus komodoensis (Komodo dragon), 1810 nucleotides. It is a transcript of the gene LTV1, whose product is annotated as LTV1 ribosome biogenesis factor. Gene Ontology annotation, cellular component: preribosome, small subunit precursor; cytosol; nucleus. The coding region runs from base 126 to 1625 and encodes 499 amino acids. Gene Ontology annotation, biological process: ribosomal small subunit export from nucleus; ribosomal small subunit biogenesis. NCBI's taxonomy places the organism in Eukaryota, Metazoa, Chordata, Lepidosauria, Squamata, Varanidae. The transcript has 12 exons. The record is from RefSeq and is a predicted model, not a curated record.